AUGACAUCAGGGUACCCUAUUGCUCUUUUCAAUGAAGAUCAGAGGGAAGCCCAACCGACCCAACAAUUCAGCUUUCGUGAGAUCGUCGAUGUGGCUAUACCUGUUGGAGAAGCUUCCAUUCAACACUUAAUCUUCAAUAACUCCAAUAUAAACAAAACGAAUCUGAGGUUAGCUGCAGGUCAAGUCAAUGUGGGUGUUGGUGGAGCUGAUACAGUAAAUGAAGAGGAAGAUGAUCCUGAUUACCAGCCAUCUGACUUUGAUGUGCAGUUGUCGUCGCUUGAGGAGAAGGACCAUAGCUGGUCACAGAAAGUUGUGAGGAUAGUUGAAGAGCUGAUUGGGAGCCUCUCCGCAUUUAUCACCAAGUCCAUGAGAGCCAACAGUGGAAUCGAUGUUAUCAUUAAGGCCAUUGAGAAGCUGCGCCUACGCCACAAGGAGCACAUUUCUGCAUGUGGGGAGGGCAAAGAGAGAAGCUUAACAAGCGACCAUGAAACCGUCGACAUCAACACGUUCUCAUGGGUAAGAAUUCUAUUUUGUGUUUCAUCUGCAGCAUAUGCGUGA
Molecule: messenger RNA, 558 nt
Organism: Magnolia sinica
Lineage: Eukaryota; Viridiplantae; Streptophyta; Magnoliopsida; Magnoliales; Magnoliaceae
Product: glutamine synthetase leaf isozyme, chloroplastic-like
Exons: 6
Coding region: 1-558 (185 amino acids)
Cellular component (GO): cytoplasm
Molecular function (GO): glutamine synthetase activity
Source: RefSeq, a predicted model, not a curated record